Rattus norvegicus (Norway rat) is the source of this 4051-nucleotide messenger RNA. RefSeq names its product family with sequence similarity 78, member A (gene Fam78a). The record is from RefSeq and is marked validated. The transcript has 2 exons. Lineage: Eukaryota; Metazoa; Chordata; Mammalia; Rodentia; Muridae. The coding region runs from base 811 to 1662 and encodes 283 amino acids.
GUCAGCUCCGCAGCCCGCGCCCGGCACACACGCAUCGCCGCGCCCUCGAGUCCCCCGCAGUAAAGUUCGGCUCAACUUUGACGCCCUGUGCCUCCCACCUCUCUGCAGGUCCUCGGCGGCCGAGGCGAAGCAGGCGGCGGCGGACACCAGAGCGCAGCCCCGGAGCCCUACGCGGCAGUCGGCGGCUACAGCGACAGUAGCAGAGGAGCGCGCGAGUGGGCGCCGGAGGGGACCCGGCGAGCACCUAGCCCGGAGCGCACCUUUUGGAACCGCGGGUGGGUGCGGGCCUCACAGGACGCGGGACCUCUGCCGCUUGAACGGGAGCUCACGCUGCAAUUGAUUGGGCCCCGCCGGGCGGGCGCGUGUGUCCCAGGGAGCCGGUGCGGAAGGCAGAAGGGCAGGAAGUCGGCGUUCUGCAGCGAGGGUGGCGCGACCGCGCGGGGACCGAGCCUUCCUUAUUUAUGUGCCUGCCAGAGCCCGUCUGCUUCCUCAGAAGACUUCAAGGAGAGUGUCCGAGCUGCCAUCCCCAAGUGUGAGGACGCAGCGCUGGAUGUCAGAACAACAUGCUUAUCCAUUAAACUCCAAACUUUUCUUUUUUUAAACCCAAAGAAUAUCGGUGGCUCUUGCCCACUGCUAGAAGAGGGAGCCCAGGGCUCUUGAGAUGCAGCAGAAUCCGUAUUUAUAACAAGGCCCUGUAGUGCUAUGCAAGCCCCCUCCUCUCCUUAAGUUUUCUAGCCUAUGGAUAUCGCUUUUGAGUUUUGAGAUUAGAUUGCGCACUCUGCACUGGGUCCUGCAACCUCCAUCCUUUCAAUGCCCUGUUAUUUUUGGGACUGCUGGCCUUCCCUGGAGAUUAGAGCGGUCCUGUGUGCCAUGGGCUGUAUUCAGAGCAUCGGAGGCAAAGCCAGAGUCUUCCGGGAAGGGAUUACCGUGAUUGAUGUGAAAGCCUCCAUCGACCCCAUCCCCACCAGCAUUGACGAGUCCUCCAGCGUGGUACUGCGCUACCGGACACCCCACUUCCGGGCCUCAGCCCAAGUGGUCAUGCCGCCCAUACCCAAGAAGGAAACCUGGAUCGUUGGCUGGAUUCAGGCAUGCAGCCAUAUGGAGUUUUACAACCAGUAUGGGGAGCAGGGCAUGUCUAGCUGGGAGCUCCCCGAUCUCCAGGAAGGAAAGAUUGAGGCCAUCAGUGACUCUGACGGGGUGAACUAUCCCUGGUACGGUAAUACCACGGAGACCUGCACAAUUGUGGGGCCCACCAAGAGAGACUCCAAGUUCAUCAUCAGCAUGAACGAUAACUUUUACCCCAGCGUCACGUGGGCCGUGCCCGUCAGCGAGAGCAACGUGGCCAAACUGACCAACAUCUACCGGGACCAGAGCUUCACCACGUGGCUGGUGGCCACCAACACCUCCACCAAUGAUAUGAUCAUUCUGCAAACCCUGCACUGGCGUAUGCAGCUUAGCAUUGAGGUGAAUCCCAACCGGCCCCUGGGCCAGCGGGCCAGGCUGCGGGAACCCAUUGCCCAAGACCAACCUAAAAUCCUAAGCAAGAAUGAGCCCAUCCCGCCCAGCGCCCUGGUCAAGCCCAAUGCCAAUGACGCUCAGGUCCUCAUGUGGAGGCCCAAGUACGGGCAACCGCUGGUGGUGAUCCCGCCCAAGCACCGGUAACAGCCAGGUCGCUGCGAGGUGAGACUCAACGUAACAAUAUUACUGCUCAGAAGGAAACCCAGAUGCCCUGUCCGGUCAUUCAGAAAAAUACAACCAUUCUACCUUCUCCCCGGGGCGGAUCUCACUGUGCUAAUACCCGCUGGCCUCCUGGCUCAUCCCCGUGCUUCCCUGCAGGGAGGGGGGCCAGUAGGACAACAGGCGCCCACCCCAACCCCAGGGCUCCUCUCCUCCCCUCACAACCUCAGUGUUCAUUGCAGCCGACUCUCUGAAACACAGCUUUUUUAUUUUCCCCUCCUCUUUGUGGAUUGGGGGGCAGGGGAGAAGGCUGAUUGUCAGGGAACCCAGCCUGCCCUUCCCAACUCCCCCUGCCCUCCUCCUCUGCCAUGCGGCCUUAUGUAGACUCGCUUUGCCAAACUUUUGCCUUAAGCUGGAUUUAAAGGAGAGAAAGAAACGGAAAGGUCACGGAUCGCUGCCCUCUUCUGUCAGAGCCGGAAAGAGGGGAGGCCCACGGGAGCCCCUGCCCCUCUCCCGGGGUGUCUGGGUGAGGGACAAGAGUUGGAUCUCAGGUGUAAAACCAGCUGUUUUAUUCUGUCGUUUGGGCGGAAUCAAAACCACAGACUCUGCCUAGAGCUCCACCCCAGUAGAACCCCUCCCCAGUACCCACCAGGGGUGCAAGCUGAGCCGGGCAAAGAUCCUUGACCCCUCCUCUCUCUUCAGAAGCCUUAACUCGCCUGGUGGAGGUAUUCUGGGUAAAGAAACGGGGAGUUCCCAAAGUGUUAGGUUGGGGCUAGGGAACUUUUUCACUUUUGCUAUCUCUAGAGCCCACCCCAAGGGGUGUGGCUUUUUCUCUUCCACUUACCUUGGUCCCAAAUACCUGGCAGGGUUAAGGUAGGGGCAUUGCCACUCAGUCUGGACAGUGCCAGCUGUCUCAGGGUAAAGAAGGUGUGCCCUUUUGUCCUGGCCAGCACUGUUACACUUGAAUCUGGGGUUCCAGCACCCAGGGAUGCCCAUGCGCUAGCACACUGUAAAGAAGCCAUGUUAGGGCUUCUGGCUCAUUCUCAGGGGAAGCGGAUCCCAGACUCUCUGGGGUGGGCUUAGAUAGGCUCAAAGUACCCGCUGGAGGGUGCUUGGGCUCCUCCCCUCCCCAUCAUAGGUGCUUCUGGGGAGGUGUGUGGAGGUCUGGGGAGCAGUCAGCUGACUCAAUGUCUCUGUCUGAAGAAGGAAACCCAGGCCCAGUGCUAGAGAGUCUCCCAUGCUUGAGCGGUGUCAGGCCAUUGUGAAACUGGCUUGACAACAUAGUAUGUAGUUUUGGGGUCUACCUUCUGGAGCACUAGAACUGGGCCUUGAGUGAUAUCAAGGUUUCUAGAAAUGUCUGCUUUGAGCUGCUUGAGGGAUACUCCUUGAAGCAUGCAUCACUGGAUUCGAACCAAUAAUAAGCACAGAAAACCGUUAUCACAGGAAAAAAAAUGUUUUUGCUGCUGCUGAGCCAUUUGUAGGGGAACCUUGGAGACAGCGUGGGAGGGUACAGCUAGAUCCCAGCUCUGUUUCUACACUCGAGAUGCUUGUCCUUCCGGGCUACUUAAUGUCUGGUCAUUCUCAGCCAGUAGAGCUGGGGGCUGCAGCCACCUGGCAUACACCGAGCAGAGCAUGCCCAUGGCACAGUUGCUGGAGAGCCGCUUGUCAGGGUUGACGUCUCUGGAGCCUUCCUUUUCUCUAGGUGGAGGCUGUCACCUUAGCUGGGAGAGCCAUGAGGUCGCAGCCCCACACUAGAUCAGGGCUGCUGUUGACUGGAAAGGCCUUCUGUGUGUUCAGGAUUGCCCUGAAGAAGAGAGACAGGCCCUGGUGAGGGUUGGGAGGCAAGUCUUUGUCCUGGGCUGGGUGGUCUGGAAGGGUUUUGUGGGCUUAGGGAUUAGGAAUCCCAGUAGGGGUGGCCUGAACUGCUCUGGACAUGGGGACCCCCUCCAACCCACAUUUCUUGAGCUCCUUCCCCACUGCAUGCCUGGCUUUGCCUCCCUGGCUUCCUUGGCUCCUCUUUCCUCACUACCCUCCUGCCUGGCAGAAGACAGGGCUGGGGAGAACCCCAGAGAGGCUGUGUGGAUCUUCGAGAGAGCACCCAGCUUCUCUGGGGCUGCUCCCCUCAGCCCGUUGCCUCAUACUGUCGACAGACCCCAGGCUUUUCCUUCACACCCAUGCCCACCCAGGCAUGGACACUCACUGUUUCCAGCAAUAAGCACCAACCGUCCUUGGUCACGGACAGUACUGUGAACACAAACCCAUGCGUGCACUUACCAGCAGACGCGAGACUCUUGAAGACAAUGUCAGAUGAACCUUUUUUUUUUUAAAGAUUGAAAUCAAAGAUAUAAAGAGAAAUAAAAUUAAUUUUAAAGCA